AUGGAUGACAAUAUAGCCACAUUUUUGGCAUUUACCGCCACCGAAGACACUGCUGUAGCAAAACAGUUCUUGGAACUCAGCGGCAACAAUGUAGAAUACGCCGUACAACUCUUCAUGGAAUCUGGAACAACAAAUUCUUCUCAUGACGCCGAUUUGGCCCAGAGGCUACAGCAAGAGGCGUAUCAAGACAAUGUCCGCGAGGCCGAUACAAAUGUCCACCGACAUGAGACAUUGCAAGACUCAUUCGGAUCAUUUGCUUCGCCAUUCACAAACCCUAUGACAGCAGCCAAUGCCAUUUUCGGCCGCGGCAGAACUGGAGUCUUCAAUCAAAGAUUCGAGGAACUAGAUGAUGAAGAUGAAGAUGAGGAUCCAUACAAUGAUGAUGAUUACGACAACGAUGAAAUAGACUACGAUGACGAGCCACAAGAAAUCGAUGACGGAUCGGAAAUCGAGGAGAUUGAUGGCCACAUCAGCACAAAUCCAAUCGUGGUUGAGAUUGACCUGGAUAGCGACGAACAGUCCAGCUCUCUGGCCCGCAAUACCGGGGGAAGUUCAGCUCCAGUUUCUCGAAGAGCCCGGAGAAGGGAAGAUCAUUUGCUGGAAUUGAAUCUGACACAGCGACGCUUGGCGGAUUUGUUCAAGCCUCCAUUUGACAUCAUGAGCAGGAUAUCACUUGAUGAUGCGAAAAUCAUAGGACGCCGCGACAAGAAAUGGAUCCUUGUGAACAUUCAAGAUCAGUCCGAGUUCCAGUGCCAAGUUUUAAAUCGUGACUUUUGGUCCAAUGCCGAUGUGAAGCAUAUGGUUAAAGAGAAUUUUGUUUUCUUACAAUACCAAGUGGAUUCACCUUGGGGCGAGAUGUUCUCGAAUUUCUAUCAUGUGACCGAAUAUCCAUACAUUUGCAUUUUGGACCCUUUGACAGGAGAGCGAGUUCGUCAAUGGCCGAGCGGUCUUGUCCCUGAUGUAACUGACUGGUUGAGUGAUGUAGAACUAUUUUUGGAGAAGUUCUCAUUGGGAAGCGGAGCACAAAACCCACACGCAGAACAUGAAGUAAGAUUCGAUCCUGAUGCAAUGUCGGAAGAACAGCAGCUAGAGUAUGCUCUCAGGCAAUCGGUCGCAAACGAAGAAUCACAGACACAAACCAUAGAAGCCCAAGAGAAGGAGGAAGAAGAACAAGAUCCAUUCAAAUCCAUUCAGUCAAUUGACCACGAAGAGCCAAGUGGUGGCUCCAUAACUCGAGUUCAAGUGAGAUUCCCUACAGGAAAGAGACUAGUUCACAAAUUCGAUCUUGAGACAGACAAAGUUUUGAACCUCUACCAAUGGCUCAAGUUCGUGCUUUCGCAAGACGAUGGCUCUACAUUCGGCAUCGGUCCUGAUGAUAUCUUUCAAUUAUCCUGUGUUGGAAGAUCAAAUCCAUUAAUAGAAAGUCUUGAAGACAGCAUAGGACAAGCUGGUUUGAAAAAUGCGAGUGUUCUAGUCGAGAAAUGCUAA
Molecule: messenger RNA, 1488 nt
Organism: Australozyma saopauloensis
Lineage: Eukaryota; Fungi; Ascomycota; Pichiomycetes; Serinales; Metschnikowiaceae
Exons: 1
Coding region: 1-1488 (495 amino acids)
Biological process (GO): proteasome-mediated ubiquitin-dependent protein catabolic process
Cellular component (GO): nucleus
Molecular function (GO): ubiquitin binding
Source: RefSeq, a predicted model, not a curated record